CCAAACUGUUGCGUCAAGCAGGACGGGUUCUAGGUCUCCGCUUUGCAGUCCCUCUACCUUACUUAGGGCGGAGCCUGCAUUUCGGCGGCGACGAUCGCCAGCUAGCAAAAAUGUCUGGGCUUCUCGAGAAGGAGAUUCAGGAUGCACAGGAAGCUGUUACUAAGCAAGGCGAUACCGUCCGUUCCCUAAAGGCCAGCCUGAAGGACGGGAAGGCGGAGAAGGCCGAAGUGGACGCUGCUAUUCAAAAGCUGGCAGAGUUGAAGCUUGCCCUGGAGGCUAAGCAAAAGGAAUAUGAGAAAACGACGGGCAAGGUCUCGGCUCAGAGCAAGGAGGCGCUCCGGGCUGCCCUGGCGGGCGUGCUGGAGCGCCGCAUGUUCUACAUCCCAUCCUUCAAAAUUUAUGGCUCUGUUGCCGGCUUCUACGACUACGGCCCGCCGGGCUGUGCCAUCAAGCAGAAUAUGACGCAGACGUGGCGCAAUCAUUUCGUGCUGGAGGAGAACAUGCUGGAGGUGGAAUGCCCUGCCGUGACUCCGGAGAUUGUGCUCAAGGCCUCCGGUCACGUGGAUCGCUUCACUGAUUUCAUGGUCACGGAUGUGGCCACCGGGGAGUGCUUUCGCGCAGAUCAUCUGCUCGAGGGCCACCUGGAGGCGCUCCUGGAGGACAAGAAGAACCCUGUCAGCCCGGAGAAGGCCAGGGAGAUUCGCGAGCUGCUGGCCAGCGUGGGCGAGCUGAAGCAGGACUCCAUGGCUGCGGCACUCCAGGAGUAUGAUGUUCGUGCCCCCGGGACGGGCAACGCGAUCUCUCCACCUUUCCCCUUCAACCUGAUGUUCAAGACGUCCAUCGGCCCCAAGGGUGACCUCGUGGGCUAUCUGCGACCGGAGACGGCGCAGGGCAUCUUCGUGAACUUCAGGGACCUGUUGUACUACAACGGCGGCAAGCUACCGUUCGCCGCCGCGCAGAUUGGCAAUUCGUACCGAAAUGAGAUCUCGCCACGCGCGGGCCUGCUUCGCGUCCGUGAGUUCACGCAGGCGGAGAUCGAGCACUUCGUUAACGGUGCUGACAAGUCGCACCCCAAGUUCGCAUCGGUUGCUGGACUGCAGCCGCUGCUCUACUCGAGGGCUCUGCAAAUGGGCGAGGAGAAGAAGGCGCAGCCUAUGUCCUUGGGCGAGGCGGUGGAGAAGGGCAUUAUUGCCAAUCAGACGCUCGCCUACUUCAUCGGGCGCACCUGGUUAUUCUUCAUCAAGGUUGGCGUCAACCCGGAGCGCAUGCGCUUUAGGCAGCACCUGCAGCAUGAGAUGGCCCACUACGCCACCGACUGCUGGGAUGGUGAGGUGGAGACGACGUACGGCUGGGUUGAGUGCGUCGGCCUGGCGGACCGCUCCGCGUAUGACCUCAAGGCCCACACGGCGAUGAGCAAAAUUGACCUGACGGCCUUUGAGAAGUUCCCUGAGCCACGUAUGGAGGAGGUGGUUAAAGUGGUGCCCAACAACAAGGAGCUGGGGGCUGUCUUUAAGAAGGACCAAAAGGUGGUGAAGGAGGCGCUCGAGGCGCUGGACGAGUGCUCCGCAAUGGAGCUGAAGUCCAAGCUUGACGCUGGUGAGACAGCCAAGGUGUCCGCCUCCACUGGCCAGUCGUUUGAAAUCAAGCCGGGCAUGGUGGAGAUCAAAAAGGUGACGGAGAAGGUGACGGGCAAGACGUACACUCCCAGCGUCAUCGAGCCCUCCUUCGGCAUUGGGCGUAUCAUGUACUGUAUGUUCGAGCAUAGCUACUACACACGCGAGGGCGAUGAGACCCGCGCGGUGAUGGGCUUCAAACCCGUGGUGGCACCGACCAAGGCAACCGUGUUUCCGCUGGUGCAGAAGCCCGCGCUGAACGAUCUGGCAGCCAAGAUCUCCCGUGACCUCACCGCAGCGGGGCUCUCGAACAUUAUCGACACCACGGGUAAUACGAUUGGCAAACGCUAUGCGCGCACGGAUGAGAUUGGUGUGCCCUUCGCUGUCACUGUGGACUUCGUUUCCGUCGACGGUGACGGUUCAGUGACGCUCCGAGAGCGAGACUCCAUGGCUCAGGUUCGCGUGCCACAGUCCGAGGUGGCCUCCGUGAUCCGCGACCUGGUCGACGACCGGACGAGCUGGGCUGACGUCGCGGCCAAGUACCCCGCACAGAAGGCGCAGGCUGACGACGAGUAAGCACGCCCUGCUGCGGGGGCGGGCAUAAUUGGAAUCUGCCGCUGGACGGUGGGCAUGUGCCGCCUGUGCAUCUGCUGGGUCGCUGUCCUUACUAAGCCUGCCAGAGUUUGAGGGGGAGGCGGGUCCCCUUGGUCCGCUGAUCAGGACUUCGUUUGGUACAGCUUUUCUAGGAAAAAUUUCGGGGAUGGUUCGGGGCUGUAGGAUUGCACAUCUCGCGGUGACGUCUUGGUUUAGAUGAUUGCGAUUGUUUCGCUAGAAGUGUUGUCUCCGUAAGGUGUAGCAUGGGUAGCUGUAGCACAAUUACGAGUGCACCCUUGGCUCAGCAUACUGCAAGUGGAUGGAGUGGCUGUUUGGAGGCACAUCUCUUUGCUGUGAGUCGGCGCCGAUGGUGCCAUUUGAAGGCCGCCAUGAAAGCACGGCCUUGUGGAGCUUCUUCCUAAGCGAGCUGCAUCCAAGCGAUCUGAGCACGCGUUGGGCGUUGCGUUUCGUGUCGCCGCUGCUGUCUGGGUAAUGGGUGGCAAUGGAGGAAGUAGGAUGAGUCGCCAGGGACGCGCGUGAAUAUGUUACGCGGGCUGCGUAUAUGUUGCAACUAGCGCAUGCUAGUACCAGCUCUGGCCGUCGUUAGGUGGGAAUGUGGCGACUGACUUGGUAUAUGUGCGUGCGUGGCAGCUGGCGGCGGCUGCCAGGUGGCUGGUUCUCCUCGGCAGCGUACGGCACUAAAUGCGACUGUGAGCAGUCGGUGAUGGGCAGAGAAUGCACGAUCCCAGAAGUGUUUUUAACCCUGUUUUCACUUGUCACUUGCGCCAUUGGGCUUCCAUGUUCCAAGGGUAGCGCAUGCCCUGAUGUGGCGCUCUGCUUGCUUCUGCAUUUGCGGCUUCAGGAUCUCGUUUGCCUGCGGGAGAUACCUUAUCGGCAAGUCGAGCAUAUAAUAUGCAUACGGUGCGAAAUGGCCAAUAUCGGUGGAGCGUGAUGGGAUUGAUGUGGCGGUUGGGGGGUUUCGGUGAUGACGGCGGGAGUUUACACUGUUCAGCGGUUAUACUGGCGGAUGAGCGCUUUUCGGUGAAGGGUGUAAAGUGGUUUUGACGGCAUUUAAGUGGCAUGCCGUAUAAGCGCAAAGCCGAGUACUACGGAAUCUUAUGUACAGAUAUGGAGGGAACUCGAACGGAGCUUGGGACUGCCGGGCCAUGGUUGCAUGCUAUUCGGAUGGAGUCUGGUGGCGUCUUUGCGUUUUACAGGCGCACCUGAGGUUUCAAGAGAGGUUUGGCGUGGCGUCGAUCCGCGACCAUGGGGGUUGCAAUGGCGAUCAUGGGGUUUCCCGAGAGAACAGCGGGGGGCGGCUGUCCCAGAUAUUUCGCGGCUGUAUCGUGUGUAACGGAAGCGAUGCU
This is a messenger RNA of Volvox carteri f. nagariensis, 3574 nucleotides long. RefSeq lists its product as uncharacterized. The record is from RefSeq and is a predicted model, not a curated record. Gene Ontology annotation, molecular function: ATP binding; glycine-tRNA ligase activity. Gene Ontology annotation, cellular component: cytoplasm; mitochondrion. The transcript has 20 exons. Lineage: Eukaryota; Viridiplantae; Chlorophyta; Chlorophyceae; Chlamydomonadales; Volvocaceae. The coding region runs from base 111 to 2189 and encodes 692 amino acids. Gene Ontology annotation, biological process: mitochondrial glycyl-tRNA aminoacylation.